Closterium sp. Naga37s-1 is the source of this 8097-nucleotide messenger RNA. NCBI's taxonomy places the organism in Eukaryota, Viridiplantae, Streptophyta, Zygnematophyceae, Desmidiales, Closteriaceae. The record is from the annotation of a GenBank genome assembly.
AUGGCCUCUCAGGUGAGAUCGUAUCAGACCAGUGUGAUGGCGGUGGGCCGUGUUGUGUGCGACGCAGAGACGGCAUCAGUGCGACUCAACGAUUCGUCAGUGCUCCUGGAAGGAUGCAUUGACCCCUGUGAGGGGGUGAGAGUGCGUCUCGAUCUGCGCCAUCUGCCGUCCUUCUCGCUCUUCCCAGGGGCAGAUCCUGGCAGGCAGCAACCCACACACUCCCACUCCUGCGCUCCCCACUCCCAACUCUCACACUCCUGCUCCGGCUUUCCCACCUACAACUACACCCCCCCCCCCCCCCCUCCCCCCCACACUAGCAUCGACCCCUGUCAGGGCGUGCGGGUGCGGCUCGAUCUGUGCCAUCUGCCGUCCUUCUCGCUCUUCCCAGGGCAGAUCCUGGCCGGUGCGCCUGGACUUGCGUCAUCUGCCAUCCUUCUCGCUCUUCCCAGGGCCGUUGAAUCGAAAGAGAGCAACUCACACACUCCCACUCCUGCUCUCCCACCACCCCAACCCUUCCCUCCCCACAGCAUCGACCCCUGUCAGGGGGUCAGGGUGCGUCUGGACUUGCGCCAUCUGCCGUCCUUCUCGCUCUUCCCCAACUCCCCACACCAUCACCUUUUCCUUUCGACUUUUCUCUGUGCCCCCUUUUCCUGUUAUCCUGAAACUCCUCACCACCCCCUUCACAGCAUUGACCCCUGUCAGGGUGUGAGGGUGCGUCUGGACUUGCGCCAUCUGCCGUCCUUCUCGCUCUUCCCAGGGCAGAUCCUGGCCGUUGAAGGCAGCAACCCCAGCGGCUAUUGCCUCGUUGCCAAACGUAUCGUCGCUGCACUGCCAGAUGGGGAGGGUGGAGUGGAGAAGGGGACAGAGGGAAAGCUGGAUGGUGGUUCUGCUGGUGGUGGUGCCGCGGCUGCUGAUGGGGGUUCUGCUGAGGUGAAAGAGAAAGAGGAAGCUGGGACUGAGGGGAUGGAUUCAGAAGGAGUCAGGGCGGUGGAGAGCGGUGCUGCGGGUGUAAAGGCUGAGGGUAAUGAGGAGGAGGAGGACGACGAUGAGAUCAGGAUUAUCGCUGCAGCAGGCCCCUUCACCACGAUUGACUCGUGGUCCUUCGACCCGCUCAAAGACCUGAUCAGAUUUGCGCUGCAGCGACCACCGGAUGUGCUGCUGCUGAUGGGCCCCUUCAUCGAUCGAGAGCAUCCUGAUGCAAGAGAUGGCUGUGUGGAUCAGACGUAUGAGACUCUCUUUCAGCAGCAUAUCCGGGCACAGGUGGAGGAGUAUUGCGAGCGGGCAGGAGGCAGCUGCAAGGUGUUAUUGCUGCCGUCGUUGCGAGACGCCCACCACACCAUGAUCUUUCCUCAGCCUCCAUUUGACUCGUCGGACUUUGAAGACCCCCGCAAGCAAGUCCUCACACUCGGAAACCCCUCCGCGUUCACACUGGAUAACCAGGUUGGCAUAGCCUGUUCAUCCACCGACAUCCUCCGCCACCUCAGCAAGGAGGAGAUCGCCCGCGUGGCGCCAGGAGACAGCGCCACGUCAGACCGCAUGUCCAGGCUGGCGGCGCACGUGAUUGGCCAGAGGAGCUUCUACCCGCUCUUCCCUCCCCCACCUGCCACCUGUCUCGACCUCUCCUGCUGCCCACAAGCCUUGGACCUCCCCUUUGCCCCUCACCUCCUCGUCCUCCCUUCUGACCUCGUUCCGUUCGUGAAGGUGGGACCUCCUAUUUCACAACCCACAUGCUGCCCUCUUCCUUUUCCAACACCCCCCCUCGUCCCUCCCCCACCUGCCACCUGCCUCGAUCUCUCCUGCUGCCCCCAAGCCCUGGACCUCCCAUCUGAUCUUGUCCCCUUUGUCAAGGUAAGGACUCUUUGCCCCCGCCCUUUUCUGCACUUCUCUUCACUUCUCCACACUCUCUUCCUCUGCCUCCCCGCCACCCCCACCGCCACAUGCCUCGAUCUCUUCUGCUCCCUCCAAGUCUUGCUCUUCCCCUUUGCUCCCCACCUCCUCGUCCUCCCAACAGACCCCGUCCGUUUUGUCAAGGUAUGCUCCAAGGUAUACGCUCUUUGCGCUCACCUCUCCUCUCCCCUCCCAACAGACCCCGUCCGUUUUGUCAAGGCAGCGCCUGGCGCGAUCCACGUCGAACCUGUAAUGGCGUUUAAUCUGCUGGGAAAGAAAGACCAGUUUUCAGGUGCAUAUAUCAGGCCUACACCCCUCCAUCGACAGCCAACCCCCUGCUCCCCCCUCUUCCUCCCCCACCCUGAUUAUACUGCUGCUUUCAAGGCGCUAGCAUUCUUUCUUUGUCCUUCCCUCCCUCCAGACCAUAGUCGCCUGCGUGUGUGUGUCCUCCCUUCCCUCCCUCCCCCCAACCAGACCAGCUGUCAGGUGCAAAUAUCAGGCUUCCACCCCUCCAUCGACAGCCAACCCCCUGCUGCCAAAGCGGCUGCUGCUGGUGCACCAGGUGAGAUGCGGUGCAGUGUGGUGCAACAUGGUGCAUUAGCAGGAGUUGUGAUUGUGAAGUCAACUCAGCAGUUGAUCAUUCAGCAGCUGCACGACCACAGGUUGGUGCUGGUGCUCCAGGUUGAGAGAGGAGGGGCUGAGCUGGAACUUGCCAGUGACGGCAUUUAUGACGCCUGGAAAGCCAGUGACGUACAGAUGCACAUGCGUGUCCCCCAGACUCUCUGCUUUACUGGCACAGGGCUCCUACCCCAGGUUGAGAGAGGAGGGGCUGAGCUGGAACUUGCCAGUGACGGCAUUUAUGACGCCUGGAAAGCCAGUGACGUACAGAUGCACAUGCGUGUCCCCCAGACUCUCUGCUUUACUGGCACAGGGCUCCUACCCCAGGUUGAGAGAGGAGGGGCUGAGCUGGAACUUGCCAGUGACGGCAUUUAUGACGCCUGGAAAGCCAGUGACGUCCAGAUGCACAUGCGUGUCCCCCAGACUCUCUGCUUUACUGGCACAGGGCUCCUACCCCAGGUUGAGAGAGGAGGGGCUGAGCUGGAACUUGCCAGUGACGGCAUUUAUGACGCCUGGAAAGCCAGUGACGUACAGAUGCACAUGCGUGUCCCCCAGACUCUCUGCUUUACUGGCACAGGGCUCCUACCCCAGGUUGAGAGAGGAGGGGCUGAGCUGGAACUUGCCAGUGACGGCAUUUAUGACGCCUGGGAAGCCAGUGACGUGCAGAUGCACAUGCGUGUCCCCCAGACUCUCUGCUUUACUGGCACAGGGCUCCUACCCCAGGUUGAGAGAGGAGGGGCUGAGCUGGAACUUGCCAGUGACGGCAUUUAUGACGCCUGGAAAGCCAGUGACGUACAGAUGCACAUGCGUGUCCCCCAGACUCUCUGCUUUACUGGCACAGGGCUCCUACCCCAGGUUGAGAGAGGAGGGGCUGAGCUGGAACUUGCCAAAGACGGCAUUUAUGACGCCUGGAAAGCCAGUGACGUCCAGAUGCACAUGCGUGUCCCCCAGACUCUCUGCUUUACUGGCACAGGGCUCCUACCCCAGGUUGAGAGAGGAGGGGCUGAGCUGGAACUUGCCAGUGACGGCAUUUAUGACGCCUGGAAAGCCAGUGACGUACAGAUGCACAUGCGUGUCCCCCAGACUCUCUGCUUUACUGGCACAGGGCUCCUACCCCAGGUUGAGAGAGGAGGGGCUGAGCUGGAACUUGCCAGUGACGGCAUUUAUGACGCCUGGAAAGCCAGUGACGUCCAGAUGCACAUGCGUGUCCCCCAGACUCUCUGCUUUACUGGCACAGGGCUCCUACCCCAGGUUGAGAGAGGAGGGGCUGAGCUGGAACUUGCCAGUGACGGCAUUUAUGACGCCUGGAAAGCCAGUGACGUCCAGAUGCACAUGCGUGUCCCCCAGACUCUCUGCUUUACUGGCACAGGGCUCCUACCCCAGGUUGAGAGAGGAGGGGCUGAGCUGGAACUUGCCAGUGACGGCAUUUAUGACGCCUGGAAAGCCAGUGACGUACAGAUGCACAUGCGUGUCCCCCAGACUCUCUGCUUUACUGGCACAGGGCUCCUACCCCAGGUUGAGAGAGGAGGGGCUGAGCUGGAACUUGCCAGUGACGGCAUUUAUGACGCCUGGAAAGCCAGUGACGUCCAGAUGCACAUGCGUGUCCCCCAGACUCUCUGCUUUACUGGCACAGGGCUCCUACCCCAGGUUGAGAGAGGAGGGGCUGAGCUGGAACUUGCCAGUGACGGCAUUUAUGACGCCUGGGAAGCCAGUGACGUGCAGAUGCACAUGCGUGUCCCCCAGACUCUCUGCUUUACUGGCACAGGGCUCCUACCCCAGGUUGAGAGAGGAGGGGCUGAGCUGGAACUUGCCAGUGACGGCAUUUAUGACGCCUGGAAAGCCAGUGACGUACAGAUGCACAUGCGUGUCCCCCAGACUCUCUGCUUUACUGGCACAGGGCUCCUACCCCAGGUUGAGAGAGGAGGGGCUGAGCUGGAACUUGCCAGUGACGGCAUUUAUGACGCCUGGAAAGCCAGUGACGUACAGAUGCACAUGCGUGUCCCCCAGACUCUCUGCUUUACUGGCACAGGGCUCCUACCCCAGGUUGAGAGAGGAGGGGCUGAGCUGGAACUUGCCAGUGACGGCAUUUAUGACGCCUGGAAAGCCAGUGACGUCCAGAUGCACAUGCGUGUCCCCCAGACUCUCUGCUUUACUGGCACAGGGCUCCUACCCCAGGUUGAGAGAGGAGGGGCUGAGCUGGAACUUGCCAGUGACGGCAUUUAUGACGCCUGGAAAGCCAGUGACGUCCAGAUGCACAUGCGUGUCCCCCAGACUCUCUGCUUUACUGGCACAGGGCUCCUACCCCAGGUUGAGAGAGGAGGGGCUGAGCUGGAACUUGCCAGUGACGGCAUUUAUGACGCCUGGAAAGCCAGUGACGUACAGAUGCACAUGCGUGUCCCCCAGACUCUCUGCUUUACUGGCACAGGGCUCCUACCCCAGGUUGAGAGAGGAGGGGCUGAGCUGGAACUUGCCAGUGACGGCAUUUAUGACGCCUGGAAAGCCAGUGACGUCCAGAUGCACAUGCGUGUCCCCCAGACUCUCUGCUUUACUGGCACAGGGCUCCUACCCCAGGUUGAGAGAGGAGGGGCUGAGCUGGAACUUGCCAGUGACGGCAUUUAUGACGCCUGGGAAGCCAGUGACGUGCAGAUGCACAUGCGUGUCCCCCAGACUCUCUGCUUUACUGGCACAGGGCUCCUACCCCAGGUUGAGAGAGGAGGGGCUGAGCUGGAACUUGCCAGUGACGGCAUUUAUGACGCCUGGAAAGCCAGUGACGUACAGAUGCACAUGCGUGUCCCCCAGAUUCUCUGCUUUACUGGCACAGGGCUCCUACCCCAGGUUGAGAGAGGAGGGGCUGAGCUGGAACUUGCCAGUGACGGCAUUUAUGACGCCUGGAAAGCCAGUGACGUACAGAUGCACAUGCGUGUCCCCCAGACUCUCUGCUUUACUGGCACAGGGCUCCUACCCCAGGUUGAGAGAGGAGGGGCUGAGCUGGAACUUGCCAGUGACGGCAUUUAUGACGCCUGGAAAGCCAGUGACGUACAGAUGCACAUGCGUGUCCCCCAGACUCUCUGCUUUACUGGCACAGGGCUCCUACCCCAGGUUGAGAGAGGAGGGGCUGAGCUGGAACUUGCCAGUGACGGCAUUUAUGACGCCUGGAAAGCCAGUGACGUCCAGAUGCACAUGCGUGUCCCCCAGACUCUCUGCUUUACUGGCACAGGGCUCCUACCCCAGGUUGAGAGAGGAGGGGCUGAGCUGGAACUUGCCAGUGACGGCAUUUAUGACGCCUGGAAAGCCAGUGACGUACAGAUGCACAUGCGUGUCCCCCAGACUCUCUGCUUUACUGGCACAGGGCUCCUACCCCAGGUUGAGAGAGGAGGGGCUGAGCUGGAACUUGCCAGUGACGGCAUUUAUGACGCCUGGAAAGCCAGUGACGUCCAGAUGCACAUGCGUGUCCCCCAGACUCUCUGCUUUACUGGCACAGGGCUCCUACCCCAGGUUGAGAGAGGAGGGGCUGAGCUGGAACUUGCCAGUGACGGCAUUUAUGACGCCUGGAAAGCCAGUGACGUACAGAUGCACAUGCGUGUCCCCCAGACUCUCUGCUUUACUGGCACAGGGCUCCUACCCCAGGUUGAGAGAGGAGGGGCUGAGCUGGAACUUGCCAGUGACGGCAUUUAUGACGCCUGGAAAGCCAGUGACGUCCAGAUGCACAUGCGUGUCCCCCAGACUCUCUGCUUUACUGGCACAGGGCUCCUACCCCAGGUUGAGAGAGGAGGGGCUGAGCUGGAACUUGCCAGUGACGGCAUUUAUGACGCCUGGGAAGCCAGUGACGUGCAGAUGCACAUGCGUGUCCCCCAGACUCUCUGCUUUACUGGCACAGGGCUCCUACCCCAGGUUGAGAGAGGAGGGGCUGAGCUGGAACUUGCCAGUGACGGCAUUUAUGACGCCUGGAAAGCCAGUGACGUACAGAUGCACAUGCGUGUCCCCCAGACUCUCUGCUUUACUGGCACAGGGCUCCUACCCCAGGUUGAGAGAGGAGGGGCUGAGCUGGAACUUGCCAGUGACGGCAUUUAUGACGCCUGGAAAGCCAGUGACGUACAGAUGCACAUGCGUGUCCCCCAGACUCUCUGCUUUACUGGCACAGGGCUCCUACCCCAGGUUGAGAGAGGAGGGGCUGAGCUGGAACUUGCCAGUGACGGCAUUUAUGACGCCUGGAAAGCCAGUGACGUACAGAUGCACAUGCGUGUCCCCCAGACUCUCUGCUUUACUGGCACAGGGCUCCUACCCCAGGUUGAGAGAGGAGGGGCUGAGCUGGAACUUGCCAGUGACGGCAUUUAUGACGCCUGGAAAGCCAGUGACGUCCAGAUGCACAUGCGUGUCCCCCAGACUCUCUGCUUUACUGGCACAGGGCUCCUACCCCAGGUUGAGAGAGGAGGGGCUGAGCUGGAACUUGCCAGUGACGGCAUUUAUGACGCCUGGAAAGCCAGUGACGUACAGAUGCACAUGCGUGUCCCCCAGACUCUCUGCUUUACUGGCACAGGGCUCCUACCCCAGGUUGAGAGAGGAGGGGCUGAGCUGGAACUUGCCAGUGACGGCAUUUAUGACGCCUGGAAAGCCAGUGACGUCCAGAUGCACAUGCGUGUCCCCCAGACUCUCUGCUUUACUGGCACAGGGCUCCUACCCCAGGUUGAGAGAGGAGGGGCUGAGCUGGAACUUGCCAGUGACGGCAUUUAUGACGCCUGGGAAGCCAGUGACGUGCAGAUGCACAUGCGUGUCCCCCAGACUCUCUGCUUUACUGGCACAGGGCUCCUACCCCAGGUUGAGAGAGGAGGGGCUGAGCUGGAACUUGCCAGUGACGGCAUUUAUGACGCCUGGAAAGCCAGUGACGUACAGAUGCACAUGCGUGUCCCCCAGACUCUCUGCUUUACUGGCACAGGGCUCCUACCCCAGGUUGAGAGAGGAGGGGCUGAGCUGGAACUUGCCAGUGACGGCAUUUAUGACGCCUGGAAAGCCAGUGACGUACAGAUGCACAUGCGUGUCCCCCAGACUCUCUGCUUUACUGGCACAGGGCUCCUACCCCAGGUUGAGAGAGGAGGGGCUGAGCUGGAACUUGCCAGUGACGGCAUUUAUGACGCCUGGAAAGCCAGUGACGUACAGAUGCACAUGCGUGUCCCCCAGACUCUCUGCUUUACUGGCACAGGGCUCCUACCCCAGGUUGAGAGAGGAGGGGCUGAGCUGGAACUUGCCAGUGACGGCAUUUAUGACGCCUGGAAAGCCAGUGACGUACAGAUGCACAUGCGUGUCCCCCAGACUCUCUGCUUUACUGGCACAGGGCUCCUACCCCAGGUUGAGAGAGGAGGGGCUGAGCUGGAACUUGCCAGUGACGACAUGUGUGGCGCCUGGAAGGCCAGUGACGUACACACGCACAUGCACGGAAAGCCAGUGACGUACAGAUGCACAUGCACGGAAAGCCUGAAACUUCCCCAAACUCUGUACGUGCACACUUGUUGUCCUGCGUGCUGGCGGGACUCCUUUCACCGAGGGUUGACAAAGGUGGAGCUGAACCUACGCAUGCAUGCCAGUGAGGAGGUUUGA